Drosophila willistoni is the source of this 2093-nucleotide messenger RNA. It is a transcript of the gene AkhR, whose product is annotated as adipokinetic hormone/corazonin-related peptide receptor variant I. Gene Ontology annotation, cellular component: membrane. The transcript is spliced from 7 exons. Gene Ontology annotation, molecular function: peptide binding; G protein-coupled receptor activity; adipokinetic hormone receptor activity. Gene Ontology annotation, biological process: G protein-coupled receptor signaling pathway. Lineage: Eukaryota; Metazoa; Arthropoda; Insecta; Diptera; Drosophilidae. The coding region runs from base 311 to 1720 and encodes 469 amino acids. The record is from RefSeq and is a predicted model, not a curated record.
CUUGUGUCUAUAUAUAUACUUUAUUUAGCCGUACACGGCAUUUGCGCGUGUUUAGAAAACGAAAAGCAAAACGGAACUACAAAAGAAACGAAUAGAAAAAUAAGGCAAUUGAAAAGCAAAAUAAAUGCAAAAGAAAUUAUAGAUCACGUACACAUACUUUUCUCGUAAUCAUCUCGAUUACGAACGCCUACAAUCUGACACUUACAUUAUAUAGAAGUACAACAACAUUUGAGGCGUUAAAUAAUUUGAAAAAUUCCAAAAAGUAAAGGCACAAAACAAAAACGUCACCAUUGACAUUUGUAAUGUGACAAUGGCCCAGUCGGGUGAAGUGAAUGAAGAGAUAUAUGAUCACCGUAUACUUAAGGAUUGGUCCAAUGUGAAUAAAACCAAUGGCACAAUGCAUCUAUCCAAGGAUAUGAUAUUCAACGAUGGUCAUCGCCUCUCCAUAACAGUCUAUAGCAUUCUCUUUGUGAUCUCAACAAUUGGCAACACAACUGUGCUGUAUCUACUAACGAAACGACGAUUGCGAUGUCCCUUACGCAUCGAUAUCAUGCUAAUGCAUUUGGCCAUUGCCGAUCUAAUGGUGACGUUCCUACUGAUGCCGCUGGAGAUUGCGUGGGCCUGGACAGUCCAAUGGCGCUCCACGGAUCUGAUGUGCCGUCUCAUGAGUUUCUUUCGUGUGUUCGGUCUGUACUUGUCGAGCUUUGUCAUGGUGUGCAUAUCGUUAGACAGAUAUUAUGCCAUCCUAAAGCCGCUGCAGCGUUCCUAUAAUCGUGGACGCAUAAUGCUGGCCUGUGCCUGGUUGGGCUCAGCAGUUUGUAGUAUCCCGCAGGCCUUUCUCUUCCAUCUGGAGGAACAUCCCACCGUUAAAGGCUACUUUCAGUGUGUCACCUUUCAUUCGUUUGUGAGCGACUUUGACAACUGGCUAUAUCAGAUAGCCACAAUGUGUGCCAUGUAUGCCUUUCCCCUGAUCGUUUUCAUUUACUGCUAUGGCGCCAUCUAUGUGGAGAUCUAUCGCAAGAGCAAGCGUGUCCUCAAGGAUGUGGUGGCCGAACGUUUUCGCCGCUCCAACGAUGAUGUCCUGAGUCGGGCCAAAAAGCGUACCCUAAAGAUGACCAUAUCAAUUGUGAUUGUAUUCAUUAUCUGCUGGACACCCUACUAUACCAUAUGCAUGUGGUAUUCAUGGGACAAAUCGUCAGUGGGUCAGGUUAAUUCAUUGGUACGCAAAGCCUUGUAUAUAUUUGCUUCGACAAAUUCCUGCAUGAAUCCAUUGGUCUAUGGUCUAUAUAACAUACGAGGCAGAAUGAACAACAACAACAAUUCGGUGAAUAAUCGGCAUACCUCACUCUCAAACCGUUUGGACUCAUCCAAUCAGCUGCUUCAGAAGCCAGUCAACAAUGCCUUACCCAACGGUCAUGGCAAUGUCAUGGCCGCUGCCGUGGCGGCCACAACAAAGUUGGCCCGUGUGGUGCGCCUAAAGUCAAAUAGCACUGCAAAUGGCGCUGCUGGUGAUUCCCCACACUCGCAACAUCCCACGGCAGUCAACGGUGGGGCCACAGCUCCCCUGGCCAGUGAGUGCGAUGACGAUGCUAAUGACGAUUCCACUGUCAGCGUUGUCACCAUCAAGUACCAAGCGGCUGAGAAGGAGAAGCCCAAGUCGCCCAUCAUCUACUUGAAUUGUGGCGACUCUAUGGAACUGACAAAAAUGGAUAAAUCAUAGACAAGAGCAGCAACAAAGACGACCAAACUGAUCAAUUAAGAUCUCCGAGCUACCGUUUAUCUAUCAGAAAUUUCGCCUCACCCCAAAAACCUAAACAGGAAAACUGAAAUCAAACCGCGGCUUGGAACAAAAGGCAUUUAAUUUGCUGGCCAGUUUGGGUUAGAAAAUUUAUUUGUAAAACAAAAACAAAGAAAAAGAUCGAGAGACAACUUCAAAAAUAUGUGUAUGUAUUUGUGUUUUUGAUCUGAUCCGUUUAGUUUUUCAAUAUGCUAUCAUAAAAUACGCUUAAGACAUAAUAUUGUGUACUAUUUAGAUACUCUAGUUAGUUUGCUUAUUGCUUAAUUUAAAUUAAUUUAUUCAUAAAACCAAAAGA